Molecule: messenger RNA, 1093 nt
Organism: Mangifera indica (mango)
Lineage: Eukaryota; Viridiplantae; Streptophyta; Magnoliopsida; Sapindales; Anacardiaceae
Product: peroxygenase 1-like
Exons: 7
Coding region: 123-866 (247 amino acids)
Molecular function (GO): calcium ion binding; monooxygenase activity
Source: RefSeq, a predicted model, not a curated record
AGCCUUUUUUUGUUUAUAUAAUUUGACAAAUGUCAACAGAACGAUGCUUGGUGUUGCAACAUGCAUGAAAAAUUGGCAUGGUGUUGCCACAACAUGCCUAACAUAAGCACUUGAUCCUUUGCAUGCACGCCACGCAUUACGUGUUUUUUUGGGAGAUCAUGGACGGGGAUGCAAUGGCAACCGAGGCUCCUUAUGCACCAGUCACUUAUGAGAGAAGAGUCCCCACUGACUUGGAUGACAAAAUUCCCAAGCCUUAUAUGCCAAGAGCACUGGAAGCUCCAGAUCCGAGCCAUCCAAAUGGAACACAAGGGCACAAUAAUCACAACCUGAGUGUGCUUCAGCAGCAUGUAGCCUUUUUUGACCAAGAUGACAAUGGGAUCAUUUACCCUUGGGAGACUUAUACAGGACUAAGAGCAAUUGGUUUCAACAUGAUAGUUUCUGUGAUAUUGGCCUUUGUCAUCAACUUGGCACUGAGUUAUCCUACUCUCCCCGGGUGGAUCCCAUCUCCUUUCUUACCCAUUUACAUACACAACAUACACAAAGCAAAGCAUGGCAGUGACUCAGGAACAUAUGACACGGAAGGAAGGUACAUGCCUGCAAACCUGGAAUUCAUAUUUAGCAAAUAUUCUCAUACAGUGCCUGGUAAGUUAACAAUAGGAGAGCUUUGGGACAUGACUGAGGGAAACCGUGUAGCAAUGGACUUCUUUGGCUGGAUUGCAAGUAAAGGGGAAUGGCUUGUUUUAUACAUUUUGGCGAGGGACGAGGAAGGUUUCCUAUCAAAAGAAGCUGUGAGACGCUGUUACGAUGGUAGUUUGUUUGAGUACUGUGCAAAACUGAAUGCAGGCGCUGCAGCUAAGAUGAUUUAAUAAGGUUAUGUUGGUGAAUAUGGACUAGCUUGUUGUGGUUGUUUUAGAAUAAAAAGACUGCGUUGUUCUAGUGUACACACAUAAUGGUUAACGUUUGUUGCACAUUUGGUAUAAGCCCCUGCAUGUGGUUUGGUCUGGAAUAUCUUUCAUUGAAAGGCCGCUGUUAUAUUGUGUUUCUGUCAAGUUAAUGUGGAUGCUUCUAACAGAGAAUGCAGUUGUUUCAAAUA